Molecule: messenger RNA, 555 nt
Organism: Suillus clintonianus
Lineage: Eukaryota; Fungi; Basidiomycota; Agaricomycetes; Boletales; Suillaceae
Exons: 2
Coding region: 89-430 (113 amino acids)
Source: RefSeq, a predicted model, not a curated record
AGUUGAAUAAUCUCGUUUACUUUUAUUUAUGAGGAAUUCUCUGGAUUUUUUUAAAAUUACCUUGAUUUCGUGAAGGAGGUUUUCCCUGAUGGCUGCGAAUCGUUCCAGUUCCAAGUACAAUCAAGGCGUGUCGCAAGACCUGGUUGAUUCAGCGAGGACUGGCAAGCCUGUCAAGCUGUUUGCAUCCGUGGAAGAACUGAAAACAUACACUCUUGGGAAGCCGGGGAAAAUCUUUCCCAAGGAGAAUGCGUAUCAAGGCAGGUUAUUGAAAGAGUUGCUGAGGGAACUAACAGGCACGUACAAUGGGGUACGCGGCACGAAUGGGAGUGCGAAGAAGAAAAACAGAAAGAUGAAACAGAAGACCCCAAGGGCAGGAGGUGAACUGAACGGUGAACACGUGUUUAGUAGCGAAGACUGGCUGGAGCAGUGACCUGUCCUCAUUCACUUUUACUAUGUUUUCUGUACCAGUAGCAUGCGCAUUUCGAUUCGGCAACUUGUAAUACUUAUCUCAUACACAGAACUUUUGAAACAUCAAAUAUAAGCAAUUUCUCCUGC